This is a messenger RNA of Aspergillus candidus, 924 nucleotides long. RefSeq lists its product as uncharacterized. The transcript has a single exon. The coding region runs from base 187 to 636 and encodes 149 amino acids. NCBI's taxonomy places the organism in Eukaryota, Fungi, Ascomycota, Eurotiomycetes, Eurotiales, Aspergillaceae. The record is from RefSeq and is a predicted model, not a curated record.
UCUGUAGGCAGGAGUAUACCACUUAUUCUGGAAGAUAAGAGGCCGCAAUUAGCAAGACUGAUCCCAAGGUAUAAAAAGGCCAUAUUCUCCCAUCCAUUGCUAAGAGAACCAUUCUCUCUCCCUCACCUGCUCAACGUCCACAGCUCCUUUUUCUUCCUCUAAUCUAAAUCCCCCAUAUCGUUCACGAUGUUGCAGAAAACCCUCCUAUUAGGGCUAAGCAUCUAUCUCGCCCCAACCCUGGCUGGACCUCUAUCCAGCCGGGCGGGCCCCUCCGACUUCGAACUCGGCGACCCGUACUACCUAUGCUUGAGAGACGAUGGCUCAAUCGACAAAGGCGCAACGGCAACCUGCGAUCUCGGAAGUUCUGCAGCCAAACUGAACGACAUCAGGGAAGUCUCAGCAGGAGACCUGGAAUUUUUCUAUAUUGAUGAAGCAAAUCCCCGUCGCAACCACGUUCUCCAUCUCGACUGCGCAGGAGGGGAUAUCUCGUCUCCUACCACAGUCACCGAAUCCAUAACUGUCAGAGUCACGGAGGUUGCGACAGAUACGAUUACUGAAACCCCACCUGUUAUUACUGUCACGCAGCCUCCUCUCACCACGACUGUCACUAUGCCAUGGUAUUGUUCUAUCAUUUGAAGCCUGGGGGAUUUGUUUUGUUGAUGAGAUGUGAGCUCUUGUUGUCAGAUGUCUUUGGUGUGGGAGGAAGAUUGAUGUCUUUAAACCUACAGUCGAGAAUAUCAAAGAAGUCCCAUGUACUCUCAUUCCUUUCCUAACUAGCUGACAUGGAAAGAAUAUGGGUGAUCAGACAGGCCAAGACGCUUUAUAUAGUAGCGCGCUUGGUAUUAGGUAGAGGGCAUGUGUCUGACAAUACAUAUCGAUAGAUAGUCCAGAGAAGGGGAUCCAAAUUGGCUUUCUUAUUUUCGA